GUUCGGGCGGCUCCGCUCCGUUCGGUCGGCUGCCGUGUCGUUGCUCCGCCGCUGUGCCCUUCUAUAGGCUGCUUGCUGCACCCCUCGUUAGCCGACCUCGCAACAACGGCAGGCACCGCGCCGGCGAGGGCCGCGGGCGAGGGUUCCGCCAAGUACCAAAAGUUGCUGGACGCCAAGCGCUCGGAGCAGAAGGUCGAGCCCCCGUUGCAGCAGCGGGUGGGGACGGCUUUCGCGGAGUUGCGGGCGCUGGAGGGCAAAUUCAGCAAGGCGGUAUCCUACUACGAGCGACCCCAGAUGGACUUGGAUGCCCAGCGCCAG
Molecule: messenger RNA, 318 nt
Organism: Prorocentrum cordatum
Lineage: Eukaryota; Dinophyceae; Prorocentrales; Prorocentraceae
Source: the annotation of a GenBank genome assembly